UUUGUUGAUUCGAACCGAACCAGAGAGAAACAAACUAAAGAGGAUCGGACCGCUGUCGGGAUCUCUGGCUAAUAUCGGUGUAAUCCUCCUAGUAAAACCCGAAGAGCCGCUAAAUUUUCACAUCUGAGCGUAGCUAACAUCUUUCCGGAGUUGUUUGUUGGGAUAUUUCUGGCGGCCGGCCGGUUUGUGUGAGAGAAAUCGUGCCCCGAUCUCGAGGGGUCUUCGCCGGGGCCGGACUGAUCAUUUGAUUCAAAAUGGCGUGUGCUACUCUGAAACGGACUUACGAGUUGGACCCCUUGCAUAGCCGCCCGUCUAAGAGACCCAGGCGGUGUAUGCCCAUGGGCGGACACAACCCUAACGUUUCCCCUCACAGCUCCGGUCUGGCCACACCACCUCGGCAGAAGCCGUCAUCCUUUCCCGAAGUCGAGCCCAAACUGACCUCAGAACAAAUUUCCCAGUUCAUCCGGGACGAGUACCGCCGCAUGCACCGUAGGCGCCGCCUGUGGGUAGCAACAGACUCAAACGUGCAACAGCCGGCUGGGACCUCCCUGUCCCCCAGCCAUCACGGCUCCCUCUCACCCAUGCACGAAAGCUCCCACAUGGCCGGCGGCUCCUCUCCAAUGCAUUAUGGGGCGUCGCCGAUGCAUUAUGGUACACUUUCGCCGACCCACGGGAGUUCGUCGCCGAUUCCCGGGACGCAGUCGCCGAUCAACAAGGACAAGCCGCUGUUCUCGAUGCGGCAGGUGAGCAUGAUCUGCGAGCGGAUGAUCAAGGAACGCGACACCCAGGUGCGAGAGGAGUACGACAAGGUGCUGUCCUGCAAGCUAGCAGAGCAAUAUGAUGCCUUCAUCAGGUUCAACCAAGACUAUUUGCAGAGGCGAUUUGGCGAGACAGCCGCCAGCUAUGUAUCAUAAGCCCAGCAGCACCCAAUACAACCAGUCAACCAACCAUGUAGCAGUCACAACCAGCCAGCUAUUUCUCCAGUUUAACAUCAACAACAACCCUGUACCACCACAGCAGCUAACUUACACCAGUACUGGGAACAGCCAGGACUCACACUGAAACUGUGGACACUGAAAUAAAUCCCUAGAACUGGCUAAGGAUUUUCCACUUGUAACAGAGCUGACUUAUAAAACACUAGGCCAUUUGAGUCUCAAAAGGUCUGUUCUGUCCAGUUCAGUGGUGCUUUGUUGGAAGUCUUGCAUUUCUACCAGUUACUGGAUGUUCCAUAGAAUCUGAAAACAUCAUUUCGAAAUAACAUUUCUUUUCUGUAUUAUUUUCCUUGUUUGUCUCUCAUGACACAUAAAAAGUUGUAAAGAUGUUCGGCUUCAGAAGUUUACCAGAGAUUUUCAUGAUCUUUUUACAUAUCCAGUGAACAGUGUUACCACCUUACAUUCUCUAUGUGAUACAGUGUAUAGUCUUAUUCACAUUAAAGAUUCCUGGCCAAUUGUGUCAAUCUUCAAUUGUAUCUAAGUACGGAAAUGUCUCAGCCUUAUCCAGUAACAUUUUCUAUAUUGCUACAGAACAAUGUGA
This is a messenger RNA of Branchiostoma belcheri (Belcher's lancelet), 1533 nucleotides long. Its product is annotated as akirin-2-like. Gene Ontology annotation, cellular component: chromatin; nucleus. The record is from RefSeq and is a predicted model, not a curated record. The coding region runs from base 255 to 914 and encodes 219 amino acids. Gene Ontology annotation, biological process: positive regulation of innate immune response; positive regulation of transcription by RNA polymerase II. NCBI's taxonomy places the organism in Eukaryota, Metazoa, Chordata, Leptocardii, Amphioxiformes, Branchiostomatidae. The transcript is spliced from 4 exons. Gene Ontology annotation, molecular function: transcription coregulator activity.